AUGGAUUUCCAACGUCUGAUCUCUCUGAUGGCUUCUUCGAGUCUUUUUUGCUUGGUUCUCUCUUUGCCUAAUUUCGCUUAUGGACAAUACUUAACUGAUCGUGUUCCGGCUCUGUUCAUCUUUGGGGACUCCGUUGUAGAUGCCGGAAAUAACAAUGAGUUGCUCACCAUCAUCAAAGCGAACUUCCCUCCUUACGGCAGAGAUUUCAUGAAUCAAAGAGCAACAGGCCGAUUUACUAACGGCCAGCUUGUCACUGAUAUUAUAGCCCGCCGCAUUGGAUUUCCGAGGUAUCAGGCAGCUUAUCUUAGUGAAGAAGCUGAAGCAGAAAACCUCUUGAUAGGAGCAAACUUUGCAUCAGCGGCUUCUGGCUAUUACGAUGCUACGGCGGAUUUGUUUCUAGCUAUUCCUCUAAGUAAGCAAUUGGAAAACUACAAGGAGUACCAAGGGAAGAUAGUGGAACUAAUAGGAGCAGAAAAUGCUUCCUCACUGUUUUCUCGAGGAAUCCACAUCGUUAGCACUGGAAGUAGUGACUUCCUUCAGAAUUAUUACGUCAAUCCAGUUGUAAACAUUCCCUACAGGAUCGACCAAUUUUCUAACAUGCUCGUCCAAAUCUAUGCCGAUUUCAUUGAGGAUUUGUAUGGAUUGGGAGCACGGAGGAUUGGCGUCACAAAUUUGCCACCAAUUGGGUGCUUGCCGGCCGCCAUGACAUUGUUUGGGUUAGGCGCCGGCAAGGAUCAUGAGUGUGUGGAGAAACUAAAUCGGGAUGCAAAACUCUUCAAUAGAAAACUGAAUUCAACAUCAGAGCUGUUGAAGACUAGGCUUCCUGGUUUAAAGUUGGUCCUUUUUGACGUUUAUGAAUCACUAUACACUAUCAUAGCAGGAUCUAGUGAAAGAGGGUUUUCCGAGACAAGACGCGGUUGCUGUGGCACAGGCUUGAUUGAAACAUCAGUAUUAUGCAACGACCUAUCUCUAGGGACUUGUGCUAAUGCUACCGAAUACGUGUUUUGGGAUGGUUUCCAUCCCUCCGAAGCGGCCAACAAAUUCAUUGUUGAUGAUUUGAUUUCAGCUGCAUAUUCUCUUGUCUACAACUAA
Molecule: messenger RNA, 1092 nt
Organism: Morus notabilis
Lineage: Eukaryota; Viridiplantae; Streptophyta; Magnoliopsida; Rosales; Moraceae
Product: GDSL esterase/lipase At5g03810
Exons: 5
Coding region: 1-1092 (363 amino acids)
Biological process (GO): lipid metabolic process
Molecular function (GO): lipase activity
Source: RefSeq, a predicted model, not a curated record